AUGUUACAAAAACUAAGAAGUAGAUCUCAAAUUUUUAUUCCUUCUAUAUUAUUGAAAAGAUACAGUCACACUACUUCAAUAACUGGUAAUCGAUAUCGUAAUCGCCCACAAACAGUUGACGUUUCGUUGGAAAAAACGGAAUUAUUUAAGGUAUUUCCCGAAAUAAAUGAAGAGAUACUUGACGAACAGCUAAUUUAUCAUGAGGAAUAUCCAGAUUAUCGAAAAAGAUAUACCAAAUUGAUGUAUUACAAUACCCACGAUAUAAAUCCAAGAUUUCUAUCUAGAGCUAUAUUCACAGUACAUGCUUACAGACUUCUGGAAAAACCGUCCCUUUUGACACAAGAUAAUAUUAGAAAAGCUUGUAUUCUUGGGUGGUGUCAUAGAAUGAUAGAUAUUUCGAUAAUUAUAGAUGACGAUAUUGCUGAUGAAUCUAAAAUACGUUACAACAAACCAACUUGGCACGAGCUCGACGAAGUAGGAAUAAACAACGCUAUUCUUGAUGCCGCUUUCAUAGAAUCCGCCGCUCACUUCCUAAUCAUCAACCAUUUUUCCAAUCAUCCCCAAUACGUCAACAUCCAAAGAGAAUUAUUAGGCUCUUACGCCCAUACCAAUGUGGCUCAACUGCAUGAAAUUAAAAAACGUAAAAUUGAAGAUUUAGAAAAAUGUCAAAAUUUUAUAAAAUUUAUUAUCAUGACACAACCAGUUGUUGCUUCAGCAUUGUAUUUGGCAAAUAUUGUUGAUACAGACGCUCAUGCUGCAUCCAAACAAAUAUGUUUGGAUAUCGCUCGUUUCCAAAAGAUCGAUGACGAUGUGAAAGGGAUAAUGACUCCUUUCAGUGAAAGGCUGAAAGAAUGUACGGAUAUUUCAGAAGGUAGGACUUCUUGGUUGUCGAUUGAAGCUUAUAAAAGAAGCAACGAAGCACAAAGGAAAAUCUUACGUGACCACUAUGGUAAAAAUAAUCAAAAUUCGGUGGAUAAAGUUUAUAAUCUAUUCGAGGAAUUACGUCUAGUUGAAGUUUAUGAAAAUCUAAGGGAGGAAUUUUAUGAAAAAACCUACUCAAAAAUAUAUGAGCUACCUAAAAUGUUACCACCUCAAUUGUAUAUAGAUAUAUUAAAUUAUACUAUGAUUUCCAUUUCUAGUACUCGAUAUCGAAAUCGUCCACAAACAAUUGACGUUUCGUUUGAAAAAACGGAAUUAUUUAAGAUAUUUCCUGAAAUAAAUGAAGAGAUACUUGACGAACAGCUAAUUUAUCUUGACGAAUGUCCAGAUUAUCGAAAAAGAUAUACCAAAUUGAUGUAUUACAAUACCCACGAUAUAAAUCCAAGAUUUCUAUCUAGAGCUAUAUUCACAGUACAUGCUUACAGACUUCUGGAAAAACCGUCCCUUUUGACACAAGAUAAUAUUAGAAAAGCUUGUAUUCUUGGGUGGUGUCAUAGAAUGGUGAAUAUUUCGAUAAUUAUAGAUGACGAUAUCGCGGAUAACUCUAAAAUACGUUACAACAAACCAACUUGGCACCAGCUCGACGAAGUAGGAAUAAACAACGCUAUUCUUGAUGCCGCUUUCAUAGAAUCCGCCGCUCACUUCCUAAUCAUCAAUCAUUUUUCCAAUCAUCCCCAAUACGUCAACAUCCAAAGAGAAUUAUUAGGCUCUUACGCCCAUACUAUUGUGGCUCAAUUGCAUGAAAUUAAAAAACGUAAAAUUGAAGAUUUAGAAAAAUGUCAAAAUUUUAUAAAAUUUUUUGACAUCACUCAACCAGUUGUUGCUUCAGCAUUGUAUUUGGCAAAUAUUGUUGAUACAGACGCUCAUGCUGCUUCCAAAGACAUAUGUUUGGAUAUAGCUCGUUUCCAAAAGAUCGAUGACGACGUAAAAGGGAUAAUGACUCCUUUCAGUGAGAAGCUGAAAGAAUGUACGGAUAUUUCAGAAGGUAGGACUUCCUGGUUGGCGAUUGAAGCUUAUAAAAGAAGCAACGUAGCGCAAAGGAAAAUCUUACGUGAUCACUAUGGUAAAAAUAAUCAAAAUUCGGUGGAUAAAGUUUAUAAUCUGUUCGAGGAAUUACGUCUAGUUGAAGUUUAUGAAAAUCUAAGGGAGGAAUUUUAUGAAAAAACCUACUCAAAAAUAUAUGAGCUACCUAAAAUGUUACCACCUCAAUUGUAUAUAGAUUUAUUAAAUUAUAUUAUGAGUGGAAAUUAUCUAGUAUAA
Messenger RNA from Diorhabda carinulata, 2199 nucleotides. RefSeq lists its product as uncharacterized. Gene Ontology annotation, molecular function: (2E,6E)-farnesyl diphosphate synthase activity; dimethylallyltranstransferase activity. Bases 1 to 2199 code for a protein of 732 amino acids. Gene Ontology annotation, cellular component: cytoplasm. The record is from RefSeq and is a predicted model, not a curated record. Gene Ontology annotation, biological process: trans, trans-farnesyl diphosphate biosynthetic process. The transcript is spliced from 7 exons. NCBI's taxonomy places the organism in Eukaryota, Metazoa, Arthropoda, Insecta, Coleoptera, Chrysomelidae.